AUGUCUUCUAUCCCUUCGGUGAAUCAAACAACUCGGCUAAACAUCAAUUUACGUGAACGUUGCCGUAUGCAUGAUCUUAAUGAAGCAUUUGAUGAUUUGAGAGUUAUAUUACCUUAUGCCAAUGGUACAUCGGUGAGAAAAUUGUCUAAAAUUGCCACUUUGCUAUUGGCUAAAAAUCACAUUCUAAUGCAGGCAAGUGCAAUCGAAGAAAUGCGCCGCAUAAUUCAUCAUCUUCAACAGCAGCUCCUCAACAUUUCAUUCAGUUCUUCUGACAUGCGGCCUUGA
Messenger RNA from Brugia malayi, 285 nucleotides. Its product is annotated as BETA3 protein, putative. Gene Ontology annotation, molecular function: protein dimerization activity. NCBI's taxonomy places the organism in Eukaryota, Metazoa, Nematoda, Chromadorea, Rhabditida, Onchocercidae. The coding region runs from base 1 to 285 and encodes 94 amino acids. The transcript is spliced from 2 exons. The record is from RefSeq and is a predicted model, not a curated record.